AUGAAUUCAACGUGCGUCAAAAUUACUCACGUGAUAUUUGAUUUGGAUGGAUUAUUACUCGACUCAGAAAGUGUUUAUACACGAGUGAAUGAAGAAAUUUUACUUGGUUAUGAUAAAAAAUAUACGAUGGAGCUAAAAGCCAAAACAGCAGGAAUGCAAAUGGAUGAAUUAAUCAAUGUGAUAUUGGAAUAUGAAGAUUUAAUGGGAAAGGUAACAUUGGAACAAUAUAGAAAGCAGUAUUUGGAACUUGCAAGCAAAUAUUUACCUGAUUCCAAAUUAUUACCUGGUGCAUUGAAUUUAGUAAAGCAUCUUGCUAAACAUUUGGUACCAAUGGCAAUUUGUACUGGUUCUAACACUUUUGAAUUUGAGACUAAAAUGCAGAAACAUCAAGAAUUAUUGCAACUGAUAAGUCUUCGAGUACUUGUAGAUGAUCCAUCAAUAAAACGCGGUAAACCAGCACCAGAUGGAUUCUUGGUUACCAUGCAACGAUUUGCUAAUAAACCAGCAAGUGCAGCUAAUGUUUUAGUAUUCGAAGAUUCCAUUAAUGGUGUUCGAGCAGCUAUCGCUGCUGGUAUGCAGGUGAUUAUGGUUCCUGAUCUACGUUAUUCGAAACCACCUGAGGAUUGUGAGAAGAUGAUUUUGUCUGUUUUGAAAAGCUUAACCGAAUUUAAACCUGAAAUGGUGGGAUUGCCACCAUUUGAUUAA
Loa loa (African eye worm) is the source of this 705-nucleotide messenger RNA. RefSeq names its product HAD-superfamily hydrolase. NCBI's taxonomy places the organism in Eukaryota, Metazoa, Nematoda, Chromadorea, Rhabditida, Onchocercidae. The transcript is spliced from 3 exons. The coding region runs from base 1 to 705 and encodes 234 amino acids. Gene Ontology annotation, molecular function: phosphatase activity. The record is from RefSeq and is a predicted model, not a curated record.